Chaetomium fimeti is the source of this 1197-nucleotide messenger RNA. RefSeq names its product Intradiol ring-cleavage dioxygenase. Bases 256 to 1197 code for a protein of 313 amino acids. The transcript has 2 exons. Gene Ontology annotation, molecular function: ferric iron binding; catechol 1,2-dioxygenase activity. NCBI's taxonomy places the organism in Eukaryota, Fungi, Ascomycota, Sordariomycetes, Sordariales, Chaetomiaceae. The record is from RefSeq and is a predicted model, not a curated record. Gene Ontology annotation, biological process: catechol-containing compound metabolic process.
CACGUCCCUCGUCCGGGAUCACCCAUCUUCCUUUGCGUUACCGCCCAUGCGGUGUGACCCCUUUUUUGUGACCUCCCUGUAGCCAUCCUUGUUCCCAGCUCUUGUACGCAAUGGCAAGUACAAGUAUCGAGUACUUGAAGCUGCCACCGUUCCUACCCGGGCUCCAAUCCUCUCCUUGCAACAUCUCCUGUACCGCGAUCCCCAAGAACGAAGUCGAAACCCCUGAGUUCGUCCUCUGCUCCCGUUUUUCUCAAGAUGGGCCAAAUGAUACCCGACCUCACACCAGGACUGCCUAGAGCUUUCCAGACCACCAGCGCGCCUAAGAGACCGCAGUAUGACACCACCAUCACGGACAAGGUCAUAUCUGCCACUGGCCCGAAUGCCAAUGGGCGCCUGGCACAAGUGAUGCCCAGCUUGGUGCGCCACCUCCAUGCGUUCGCACGUGAAGUCGACUUGACGGUUGCAGAGUGGACAACUGCCGUGGAUUUUAUUAAUGAAUGCGGCAAGAUGUCCGAUGACCGACGGAACGAGACCCAGCUGCUGUGCGAUAUCGUGGGGUUGGAAAGCCUGGUUGACGAGAUCACGUCCAAGAUGCUGGCGACUUCCAACUCCGAAACUCCCUCCGCCAUCCUCGGCCCAUUCUACCGGCACGACGCGCCUUUGCUGCCGAACGGGAGCUCCAUUGUCCAGAACCUAACCCCUUCUGUACCAUGGUAUGAACAAGCAGUUGCUGACUCGGCCUUUGUAUCGGGCCGCGUCUUGACGAGCUCGGGCAUGCCUAUUAAGGGGGCGGUCGUGGACGUAUGGCACUCGGCGCCGAACGGGUUGUAUGAACAGCAAGACGAGUCGCAGCCGGAUAUGAACUUUCGAGGUCGUUUCGAGACAGACGAGGCGGGCUGUUACGCCUUUUAUGCGUUGCGGCCGGUCCCAUAUCCGAUCCCCGACGACGGGCCGGCGGGGAAACUGUUGGGCUUACUGGAUCGGCAUCCCUAUAGGCCGGGCCACAUCCAUUUUAUGGUGUAUGCUCCGGGGUUCCGAGCCUUGACGACGCAGUUGUACGACGACCGAGAUGAAUAUGUUGCCAACGACGCCGUGUUUUCCGUCAAGGACGAACUGGUCGUCAAAUUCAUACCACGCGACGGGGACCCUAAUGCGCGGUGGUCACUCAAGUAUGACUUCGUGCUUGGUCGGGAAUGA